Molecule: messenger RNA, 1146 nt
Organism: Penicillium paradoxum
Lineage: Eukaryota; Fungi; Ascomycota; Eurotiomycetes; Eurotiales; Aspergillaceae
Product: putative mitochondrial carrier protein
Exons: 3
Coding region: 1-1146 (381 amino acids)
Cellular component (GO): mitochondrial inner membrane
Molecular function (GO): S-adenosyl-L-methionine transmembrane transporter activity
Source: RefSeq, a predicted model, not a curated record
AUGUACAACAGUCAUUCCGAUAUCUGGGUAGGCGUCUCAAUCCAACAGGCAGGUGCCUUUGCUGCAGUGGUAGUCGAUUUCGUUGUCUACCCAGUCGACACCCUCAAAACCCGAAUACAGUCUCCAGACUACGAGAAGGUAUUCAAAGACGUACGCACAGGAGCCGUGAAACGCCAUGUGCUUUUCCGAGGACUAUAUCAGGGAGUGUGGAGUGUGGUAUUUUCAACUAUACCAUCUUCUGGCGCUUUCUUCACUACAUAUGAAGCCGUGAGAAGUACUCUGCAAAAUUCUUCAAUAAAAAAUGUCACGAGAUCGGAUGAUAUCAGAACAAUCUACCCUAAAGGUUCUCUAAUUAGUGUACAAUUGCCAUUCACACAUUCCCUUCCUACUCCCGUUAUGAAUGGGAUUGCCUCCUCUGCCGGAGAGAUGGUGUCAUGUCUCAUCCUCACGCCGGCAGAAGCUCUGAAACAAAACGCGCAAAUGGUCCAGGCUCCUAGCAAAAACAUCAAUCAACAUUUGACCAAAUCUGCCAUGCACCAAGUGCUUUCAAGAUUUCGACAUCGUCCUUGGCGCUUGUGGAAUGGAUAUACGGCGCUGGUUGGUCGAAACUUACCGACCACAGCCUUACAGUUUCCGCUGUUUGAAUAUGUUCGAUCACAUCUCAUUGACCGACGGAGAACACAGAAAGCGACUCGCACAAACACAAACCGACCAUCUUCCGAACAGUCAGAUCAACUGAUCGAACGGGCCGGGUUGACGGGUAUUUCGGCGGCGCUUGCGGGUACAAUCACAUCGACAGUGACUACUCCCAUCGAUGUGAUCAAGACCCGAGUCAUGCUUUCAGCGACCGAUGCUGGCACCCAGGCUGGUGCUCGUGACAGUAAGGUGGUAGCGUCGUUGGCCCAGCCGAAGACCAAGUCUUACAAAUUGCCUAUUACUGUCGGUCGUGAUAUCGUAGACCACGAAGGUAUCCGCGGCUUAUUUAAGGGCGGGCUGAUACGUGCUGGGUGGACAGCGAUUGCUUCGGGUUUGUAUCUCAGUCUGUAUGAAGGAGGCCGAUUUUAUCUCGAAAGUCGACGGAAGAAGCGGGACCAGCUUGAUCGGAAAUACGGAAAGACUGCUGAUGAGGGCGACAAGGCCAUCUAG